CACUUCCUCAAUCAAUAACAAAAUAACAAUUAACAAAAUUGAAGAAUCAAAACAAUCCGAUCGAUCACUCUCCGCAACAAUGGAAUUUCUGAAAAAUCCCCUAAUUAUCACCGCCCUAAUUGCAAUUCUAGCGGCGGCGGCGGUAAUUAGGGUUUCGAGGAAGGGGAAAAAGAAGGAUACGAGAAAAUACCAUCCGAUCGCCGGCACGAUCUUCCAUCUGCUCCUGAAUUACCGUCGGCUGUACGAUUACCUCACCGAACUCACCCGCAUAAACAGCACGUUCCGGAUUCUGUACCUCGACAACACAGAGAUCUACACCUCCGAUCCCGCCAACGUCGAGUACUUCCUCAAAACCAACUUCGCCAACUUCGGCAAGGGUUCGUACCACCAUGACGUCCUGGAAGGUCUUCUCGGCGACGGAAUCUUCACCGUAGACGGCGAAAAGUGGAGGCAGCAACGAAAGCUAUCCAGCUACGAAUUCUCUACAAGGAACCUCAAGGAAUUCAGCACCGGCGUCUUCAAGAGCAACGCCGCCAAGCUCGCCGGAAUAAUCUCCGCUGCCGCCGCCGCAAAUCAAAUAAUCGAAAUUCAAGACCUGUUCACAAAAGCUGCAUUAGAUUCAGUAUUCAACGUCAUGCUCGGCGUCGACUUAAACAGCACGGCGGGGACGGACAACGGGACGCAGUUCUGCAAGGCGUUCGACGAAGCCAGCGACAUGACGUGCUAUCGCUACGUCGACAUAUCGUGGCCAAUCAAGAAGUUCCUAAACAUCGGAUCAGAGGCAAAGUUGAAGAAAUGCAAGAAAGUGGUCGACGAAUUCGUUUACCAGGUCAUCAGCAGGAAGAUCGAGCAGAUGAAUGGCUGCGAUCAAUCCGCGACUAAAUUGGACAUUCUCUCGAGGUUCCUGGAAAAAAACGAGGCCGAUCCGAAGUACCUAAAAGAUAUAAUACUAAGUUUUAUCAUAGCAGGGAAGGAUACAACAGGCAGCACACUUUCCUGGUUCUUCUACAUGAUGUGCAAGCACCCGAAUACGCAGGAAAAGAUCUUCAAAGAAAUCCGGGGCGCUGCGAAAAUCGGGGAAACUUCGAGAAUCGAGGAGAUCGUCGCGAGGGUUACGGAAGAAGCCCUCGACAAAAUGCAGCUUCUCCAGGCUGCCCUGAGCGAAACGCUCCGGCUGUAUCCAGCUGUUCCUGCAGAUGGGAAGAUGUGUUUUUCAGACGACACAUUCCCGGAUGGAUUCAGCGUCAAGAAAGGGAAUUUGGUGGCGUACGUACCGUACUCCAUGGGGAGGAUGAAAUCGCUGUGGGGUGAGGAUGCAGAGGAGUUUCGCCCUGAGAGAUGGCUGGAUGAGAAUGGGAUCUUCCGGAACGAAAGCCCGUUCAAAUUCGCCGCCUUUCAGGCCGGGCCGAGGAUCUGUCUGGGGAAAGAGUUUGCUUACCGGCAGAUGAAGGUUUUCGUGGCGGUGUUGCUGUGUGCCUUCUCGUUUAGGUUAGCGGAUGAGCAGAAACCGGUGAAUUAUCGAAUGCUUCUGACUUUGCAGAUCGAUGGAGGCCUCCAUCUUCGUGCUGUAUCAAGAAAAAAAGCAUUGGAAUAGAGUAUGAAAAGCUUCCCUACUUUUAUUAUCAUGUAAUAGUUUGCUUGCAUAUUACUAUGAAAUAAUAUGAUUUUUAGGUGUACUAAUGACAUGUGAGAUAUUCAUUUUCCCUUUA
Molecule: messenger RNA, 1709 nt
Organism: Andrographis paniculata
Lineage: Eukaryota; Viridiplantae; Streptophyta; Magnoliopsida; Lamiales; Acanthaceae
Product: cytochrome P450 704C1-like
Exons: 5
Coding region: 80-1594 (504 amino acids)
Molecular function (GO): heme binding; iron ion binding; oxidoreductase activity, acting on paired donors, with incorporation or reduction of molecular oxygen
Source: RefSeq, a predicted model, not a curated record